GCUUCUUCCAUAUGCCUUAAGCAAUUGUGUAUCGUUCAAAAGGUAUAAUUAUAUGGAUUAAUCACAGAAACGCACAAUAUUGGCUUUAUUGUAUUAUUUAAAAAAUAUUUGUUCACCGUUUUGAAAUUUUGUGUUUUGUUUAUAACUUUGUUUUUGGCAGUACAGCAGAGGGCAAGAACAAUUGCGCAUCAGCAGCAACAAAUGCUUUUUUCACUUUUCUACUACACUUUGAUACGGUUGAAAGCAAUGUACCAUAAUUUAGUUUUUUUUAUAGAAAUUUCGUUUUUCUUGGUCAGCAGUUGAAAAUUAUAUUCUUCACGCGCCGAGUCACAAAAGUGAACUGAGCGCAACGAACAGGAAAAGCCAAUGCAGCCAUUGCCAGCUCCAUUGCGUUCGAAUUGUGCGCGGAAGGGGGAGAAAUUUGGUAUUUGGAAAAUUGUACAACAACAACAAGGAAGUGCAUUUUUGCGUUGCCAGAAAAUACUAAGUUAAAAUGUAGUAUGAAAUAUAAUGGUUUAUAAAUUAUUCCCAAAAGCGUGCUUAUAUAUUAUUAAAAAAUGAAAAAAAAGUAUUUCAAGAAAAAGACAAAAAGUAUUAGAUAUUAAAAAUAAUUAAUAUUUAAAGUUUAUUAAAUAGUUAAUUUGUAUCACCCUUUUGCUGGAGCUAACCACACUUUUCCACAUGAAUGUGCCAAAAGCAGCCGUUCAGCCAAAAAAAGAAAAUGCGAUAAACUUGAGGAAAUAUUUUUCAACUACUUGGAAGUAAUUUCACAAAUAAUUUAUACCAAAACUAAGAACGUAAACAUAUUCGUAACGCACAGAAUACAAAUAAUAUGUCAGACGCUCCUGAUGGUAAAUUGCCCAAUAUCAAAUUCGAUGGUAAUGCACCGAAGUUGGAUAAAGCGCAAUUAGAGUUUAUGAAAAUCAUCGAACAACAGAAUUUGGUGCGUGUGGAAAAGUUGCAGCGCAUACGUAGAAACAACCUGAUUACAGCCGGCAUCUUGGGUGCAUCCGUGUUGGGUAUUUAUGCCUACUCAAUGCUUUCAGUGCAACAAGAAGACUUCCUGGAUGAUUUUGAAGAACCGAAAAAAAUUUCAAAGCAAUAAGAACUAGUUACAUAAAGUAUAUUUAGUUUUAAGACAACACGAGAGAAAGAAAACAAUUUGUAUUUUUGGGUAAUUUAGCAUUAGCUUUGGAGUUCUAAAUUUUUGUUGUAUACAAGUUAAAUUUAACCAAAAACAUGCCACAAGCAGCAGCACGCGUACUCACUAGCGGCGUACGCCUACCGCCCAUGCCAACUAUACGCGAUCUCGUGAAACUUUACAAAUUGCAAGCUAUUAAAUAUAUGAGUCAAAAUUUCAUUAUGGAUGAACGUUUAACGGAUAAAAUUGUAAAGGCUGCUGGUCGUAUAGAUCCACAAGACACGGUGUUAGAAGUCGGUCCGGGUCCGGGUGGCAUAACACGUUCGAUUUUGCGGCGCAUGCCCGGCCGAUUGGUGCUUGUGGAGAAGGAUGUACGUUUUAUGCCAACAUUAGAGUUGUUAAAGGAAUGUGCACGCCCACUACAAACACAAGUGGACAUCUAUGAAGGUGACAUUUUACGUUUUGACAUGGACAAAUAUAUACCAAUGUCCGAACAUCGCUUACAUCUAAUUGGCAAUUUACCUUUUGCUAUUUCUACGCGUCUACUUAUAAAUUGGCUGCAGGAUCUGUCGCUGCGACGUGGUGGUUUUCGUAGUCCGGACACAGCUAUGACACUCACCUUUCAGAAAGAAGUGGCUGUGCGUAUUUGUGCGCCACUAGGUAAUAAACAGCGUUGUCGCUUAUCGAUUAUGUCGCAAAUAUGGACUACGCCGUAUAUGAAAUUUGUAAUACCUGGCAAAGCCUUUGUGCCGAAACCAGACGUCGAUGUGAGUGUUGUAAAGUUAAUACCAUUGAAGCAGCCAAAAACGACGCUGCCAUUCGAACUGGUCGAACGUGUGGUACGUCACAUAUUCAAUAUGCGGCAGAAGUAUUGCCGACGCGGUUAUAGUAACCUUUUUCCACCCAAAGAUCGUGAAGGUGUCACGGAUACACUUUUCGAGUUGGCCGAUGUAGAUCCAACCGUCAGACCAUUCGAAUUGUCUGUGGAGGAAUGUUUGCGUUUGGCAACAGUGUAUUCGGAUUUCAAAAACAAACAUCCCGAAGUGGCUAGCUAUGAUUACCGGGCAAGAAAAGUACCCAUUAAAGAUUAUUCGGAUUAAUGUUAUGAAAAUGUAGAUUAUAUGAAUUACCAUUAUUUUUUGUUAGAACAUGAAAUUUCUGUACUUUCGCUUGUUUUAUCAAUAUACAUUUAUUAAAAAUUGUCUUUUAAAUUA
This is a messenger RNA of Bactrocera oleae (olive fruit fly), 2355 nucleotides long. Lineage: Eukaryota; Metazoa; Arthropoda; Insecta; Diptera; Tephritidae. The record is from RefSeq and is a predicted model, not a curated record.